AUGAAGAUAAAGUCAAAUACUUAGAAAAUAAGGCAUCAUGGCUUAAUAAUAAGCUAGAAAAUACUACAAUAAAUUCAGAAGAUUAUAAGACCUUAACAAAACAAAUUCUCAAGAUAACUAAGGAUAUUAAUUAA
Racocetra persica is the source of this 134-nucleotide messenger RNA. NCBI's taxonomy places the organism in Eukaryota, Fungi, Glomeromycota, Glomeromycetes, Diversisporales, Gigasporaceae. The record is from the annotation of a GenBank genome assembly.